Mobula hypostoma (lesser devil ray) is the source of this 1891-nucleotide messenger RNA. RefSeq names its product protein INCA1-like. The transcript has 7 exons. Gene Ontology annotation, molecular function: cyclin binding; cyclin-dependent protein serine/threonine kinase inhibitor activity. Gene Ontology annotation, cellular component: cytoplasm. Gene Ontology annotation, biological process: negative regulation of cyclin-dependent protein serine/threonine kinase activity; negative regulation of cell population proliferation. Lineage: Eukaryota; Metazoa; Chordata; Chondrichthyes; Myliobatiformes; Myliobatidae. The record is from RefSeq and is a predicted model, not a curated record. The coding region runs from base 93 to 848 and encodes 251 amino acids.
CAGAAGGGUCAUAGAGUAUAGAAACAGGUCCCUAUUAUGUCACUUCGUCCCAUCGACCUGCACGUUGAUUGUAGCCUUCCCAUUCAGCUCCAAUGAGUCAGCAGUUCUGGACGCCGUGGAGCCUCCAGGAGAACUGUGGAGAGGGGGAUGAUUUCAUUCCAUUUGUGACGCGUUCCAGGACGGUGAGCCGGUGCAGAUCCCCAUCUGCCUCUGUGUGGUGGUGUUCUUCCCCUAUGGGGGCCUGGAGUGAUGGGACGGAGGUGGAGGACCUGACCCAGCAUGGGAGUGCUGGUUGGAUGGAGGUGUACGAGGAGGCUUCCCCCUGGCUGCUGAGCGGUCAAGCAGUGGAGAGAAUGAAACCUACAUCACCCUCAGGUCUGGGGCUGGACAGGCUGCCCUCCCCCAGAGAACUGUACGGCCGGAGGAAGGGCCAAAAUCGGAGACAGAGACGGCCACGGGUACACAGCUCCAGCACGGCUGUCCUCGCGCACCUCGAGGAGCUGAAGAAGAGACAGAACUGCAUCAAUCAACUGAAGGGUCCAAAGUGGGGCAGCAGCAGAUCUCAAGGCUCGGCAUUGGACACAGACGAGAGCCUGAUAGAUCAGGAAUGGCAGCCGGUCGAGUGUUCUAGCAACACAACGGAGACAUACAGCUCCAAUACGGAGGCCCAAGAACCGCUGUUCCGGCCACGGUGGAGUUUCGGGGUGCAGGAGCAGUGCCCAGUUUUUCCUCACACCAGCGACCCAGAGAAAUCAGCUGGGGAGAAGCUUGGUCUCAGGGAAUCCGGGACAGAUCCGACCCGGGGUGGAUGUGUCCUGUGGGGAGUGGGACACCUGGCCGAGGAGUGAGUGACCGGCGGGUCGUGACACCAUGGAUAAUUGUUAUUGAGUGUGCAUUUUUAUUGACUAUUUAUUGCUGGGGCUGUGGGGCUGGAGGUGACUGAGUGAGUCUCUCAGACUGUGUGUUCUCCUUCUGACAUACUGGGCAGUGUGGGAUCAAAUCUCUGGAACGGACCCAUCGUCUCUGUGGCCACUGUCCCUCUGCAUAUUGCAGUGGGAUGGAAGGGUCUCUGCUGUCUGAUGGGCAGCGUAGUGGAAGGCAGAAUGCUGGGCCACUGAGGGACAGGAAGAGUGUUUCUGUAAGCCUGGGGAUGGCCACACUCUCCCUAGGUCUGCCUACCUCAGGGCAAGCAGAGGUUGGGACAAGCUGACUGCACAGCACCCAGUAUGUCCCUGUAGAAUGGGUGAUUAUCACUCACACCUCAUCCUGUGGCCAGGAUGGUUGAUGCCCCUCUCCGACCUCAUGCUGGGUGUCUGAAAACCUCCCCCCCACUCCCACAACCCCCGUCUGCUUCGAUAUUCUUAUUGUUAGAAUUCAAUUUCUUUGACCAGUGUUGGUUGGGUGUGUGGUUUAUGGUCUUCUUGCUAACAAGUGCGUGUUUCCAGAUGACCCAUCCCCAGCCUGUUGGCGUCAGUGUGUGUGGGGGGUGGAGAUGAACUGGGUGUGACAUAGGGGAGGUGGUCAGGGGUUUUGAGACAAACCUUAGCUUCCAUUCAGCACCUCUGUCCUGACCCACAUACCUAACCCGAGCCUCCACUGCCAGGCUUGGCUCGUGUUCCCGCAGGCUUCAACUGUUUCAUGGUCCAUCUUGUCCCCGCCACUCCCCGUCUUGUCCUCACCUUGUCCCCUCCACUCCGUACCUCAUCCUCACGUCCUCUCUUCUCCACGCCACUACUUGUCACCCUUCCACACCCCACCUCGUCCUCCCCUCCACUGUCCAAUGCCGUUGGUGAUGUGCGCUGGGUGACAGUCUGUGAUGAUCCUCGGGCAGCUGAGAGUUUAUGCCUUUUAAGUUGUUACUGUCCUAAGGUUCUGCAUUUUCCUGGCAAUG